AUGGACAUUCCUCAGGCUGAGAAAUUUGAUAAUGAUAUUGAAACAUCAACCUCUGAAGCCAAAACUGUUUCUAAUAUCAAAAGCUCCAAAACUAAAAAUGUGAUUAAAUCUGGAGAUGCCACGCGAGAAAAAAUAAGGGAAAUUCUUCAAGAGGCGUUCUUUAGGGUUUCAAGGGAGACUGAUGGAGCAAUCAUGGAUAAAGCUAAAGCAUGUGACCCUAUUAGGGAUUCUAAGAACCCAGAUUUCCAAAGAAAAGUUUUGCUCAAAGAAUUGGCUCUGAAACGGCUCAUCGACAUCAGAAGAGAAGACAUAGCUAGUAAUAGAAGGAAGAAGGAGAACGAGAAGAUCAAAAGAAAAGCUUUGUUCGAGUGUGAGCAUGGACAGAAACCAAAAGCCACAACUGAUCAGUCCGUGUGUGAAAAGUGGAGGAAAAGAGAGACCACCUUUUACCAGAUGCAGACUCCUAGUGUUGAUGAACCUAUGACCACUUAUGUCACGCGUGUUUAA
Neltuma alba is the source of this 507-nucleotide messenger RNA. RefSeq names its product transcription elongation factor TFIIS-like. Gene Ontology annotation, biological process: DNA-templated transcription. The record is from RefSeq and is a predicted model, not a curated record. Lineage: Eukaryota; Viridiplantae; Streptophyta; Magnoliopsida; Fabales; Fabaceae. Gene Ontology annotation, molecular function: zinc ion binding; nucleic acid binding. Gene Ontology annotation, cellular component: nucleus. The transcript has 3 exons. Bases 1 to 507 code for a protein of 168 amino acids.